AUGUGGAGCGAGCAGAAGGGCCAUACGAAACAUCUGCUGUCUAUUCUCUUGUGCCUCACGCUCAUACACGGAGGGAGAGCCGCCUACAAGAGCACGGACCUGCUACGUGCACCACGCGUCCCCGUGCAGCUCUAUCAACACCUUCGAAGAGAGGAGCAGGCCCAGAUUGCAACGGCCCAGCUCUAUUCUACCGCUGGUGACCACUCGACAUUGCGCUUCUCCACCCCGGUUGCUCCAGAGUACCCGGCUUAUACGUUCGACCAACGCGUGUCGCACUUCGACGAUGUCCCCGCGCCGGUCGAGAAUGAGACAUUCAAGCAGCGCUAUUGGUUCAAUGCCGAGCACUGUAGGUCAUCGUAAAGGCUUGCGUAGCUUUUCAACUUUUCAAUUCCACUGCAGGCGCCUUCCCGGCCCAUUAACAACCCUUUUUCCUCCGAAACGGAUGUUAGAUAAACCUGGAGGUCCGGUCUUUUUGCUCGACGGUGGGGAAACCAAUGGCGAAGACCGCUUUCCCUUCUUGCGCCAGGGAGUCCUCGAGAUCCUGAGCAAGGCUCACAACGGUAUUGGGUGAGCUACGACUCCGUGAGAGCGGCAGGAUGGUGUGAUAUCGGUCAUUCUACUCACAGCAUUUUUAACUUUUCAGGAUCAUUCUCGAACAUCGCUACUAUGGAGAAUCCUUCCCCGUUGAAAACCUGACCACGGACUCGAUGCGUUUCUUAUCGACCGAAAUGUCAUUGCUCGAUUCAAAAUAUUUUGCACAAAACGUCAAGCUCCCCGGAGUUUAUCACUUCAACAACAGCCUCGCUCCCUGGAUCUACUGCGGUGGAUCGUACGCGGGAGCCAAGGCGGCGUUUGCGAGGAAACUCUACCCGGAUGUGUUUUGGGGCGCGAUUGCCUCGUCCGCGGUAAGUUCAGUGUCAUCCUCCUGCGCGAGUACUUGGUCUACGGCGAGAGUAGGAGAGGGAGGCUGAGCCCUGUGCUGUACUUGGGCUCUGGAAACAGGUGACCAAGGCCAUCGCCGAGUUCUCGGAGUACUACGAGCCGAUUCGCAAGUCCGCACCUCAGCAGUGCAUAAACCUCCUGAUCAACCACACGAACCUGAUCGACCAGCUUCUCGACCUCAAUAACUACGCCGUGACAUCUUCGCUCAAGUCUUUGUUCGGCCUACCCAACGUGACGAUGUCGGACGAUUUUGUCAACACUUUGGCCGCCGCCUUGGGAAGCUGGCAAGGACAGAACUGGGAUCCGGCUGUGGGGAGCCGAGAGUUCGACGAGUUCUGUGAUGCUCUCACGAAUGCCGAAGUCGAGGUUUCCUCGGAGGUUCGAGAUGCGCAUACCGGUCUAAAGGAUGGCAUCAAUCGUUUUGGCUGGAGCUGGCCGAGCCCGAAAGCUUUUGCCAAGUUGGCCAAGUACGCUCAGUACAUCCGCACCAAUGUCGCGAGCCUCUGUCCCGCCGAGAUGAGACAAGACGAGUGUUUUGGUCACGAGGGUGUGGACCUGACCGGGUUGGAGCAAUCCUCCUGGCGGUCGUGGACGUGGCAAUAUUGCACCGAGUUCGGAUACUUCAUCACCGUGAGUUCGCACCCGCGGAGGCCACUGUUGGAUUGCACUCCAUUCUGCGAUGUUUUCCAAGCUCACUCAUUCCUCCGUCCUCCUUCCCAGUCGUCACCCGAAGCGAGUGAACGCUUGGUAUCGCGCCGCAUCGAUGUCAAGUACACGAGAGCAAUCUGCCAAAAAGCUUUCCCUGACGGGACGGUGGUGCGGAUGCCGACCUGGCCGAAUGUCGAGAAGAUUAACAAAUGGGGCGGGUACAAGAUCCGUGCUCCGAGGUUGGCAUUCGUGGAUGGGUCGAGGGACCGUGAGUCCCGCUUUGUCUCAUCGAUUCCCUAAAGCGAACUGGCUGACCUCCGUCUUGGCAUGUGCGAACCUUUUCCAGCGUGGCUGUAUGCCACACCUCAUUCUCCCCAUGCAAAAGAUCGCAAAGACUCACUAGAAGAGCCUUUCAAGAUGAUUGAAGGCGGGGUCAGUCCUCAAGUCUCACGCUCCCAGGAUUGCGUAAUUUGCGUCGGCAGAACAGCGACCUGCACUGACUCUUAGGCGUGUCGGUUUCCACCGGCAGGUUCAUCAUUGGGAUCAGAAUGGAAGACCGAGAAGCGAGCCCGGCCCCAUCCGCGCUAUCCACUCCCAGGAGAUUGAAUUUGUGGGGCAUUGGCUUCGCGAGUGGGAGGAGAGAGGGAGGUGGAGGCCCGAGUAG
Messenger RNA from Microbotryum saponariae, 2254 nucleotides. The record is from the annotation of a GenBank genome assembly. Lineage: Eukaryota; Fungi; Basidiomycota; Microbotryomycetes; Microbotryales; Microbotryaceae.